AAAUAUUGUGUUGCUUUUACUAAAAAUGAAGCCGGUGUUAAUAACCAAAAAUUGGGAGCAUUUGUAUUAAAAAAAUAUGAUGAUUGGAAACAUGCAUUGGAAGACUUUAAAAAUCAUUCAAAUUUAGAAUAUCACAAAAAGAGUUUACUAGAUGCCGAUAAUUUCUUAAUCAUGCUUAAAAAUCCAACAAGGGCAAUCGAUAAAGUAAUUGACAACGCAAAAAACCAACAAAUAUUGCAAAAUCGAAAAAAUAUUAUUCCAAUAAUUGAGGCAGUGAUUUUGUGCGGCCGUCAAAACUUAGCAUUAAGAGGACACCGUGAUUCAGGAAAAAUUGAAAUCAAUGAUUCAAAAGUUAUAAAUGAUAAUAAUGAAGGUAACUUCCGAGAAAUUUUACGAUACCGAGCUCAAGGAGAUAUUGAAAUGAAAACCUAUUUGGAAAGCUCGGGAAAGAUGAAGUAUACUAGUCAUAGAAGUCAAAAUAAUAUGAUUGAUGCUUGUAACAAAAUUUUAUUGGACAAAAUUGUUUCUAGAGUAAAUACAGCAAAAUGUUUUUCAGUUCUUGCUGAUGAAACUGCGGAUAUUUCAGGAGUGGAACAGGUAUCGCUAUGUGUUAGAUAUAUCAACUCAAACACAUUAAAACUUACUGAAGAAUUUUUACAAUUUGUACCAACUAAUGAUAUGACUGGUAAAGGAAUAGCAAAUUUAAUCCUAGAAAAUCUUCAACAAUUUGGUAUCAAUACUCAAUAUUUACGUGGGCAAGGAUAUGACGGGGCAGCUGCAAUGGCUGGAAAAUUUAAUGGUGUCCAGGCUCACAUUAAAGAAAUUCACCCAAAUGCUUUAUAUGUUCAUUGUUCAGCCCAUUCGUUAAAUUUAGCUGUUUCUAAAUCCUGUAGUGUACCAGUCAUACGCGAUUGUCUUGGGACAAUAAGUCAAAUCAGAGAUUUUUUUAUUUAUCCAAAGCGGAAGUCGGUUCUAAUUCAAAAAAUAGAAAACUCGUCCGAAACAUCAUCUAAAAAAACGCUUAAAAGAAGUUGUGAGACUCGUUGGAUUGAGAGAUACCAUGCCGUUCAUGACUUUUUGGAACUCUUUGAGUAUGUUGAAGAAGCUUUGGAAGAUAUUUCCGAAUGGAAUGACAAUGAUACAUCUGAAAAAGCAAGACGACUUAGAAUCUCUAUGUUAAAUUCAGAAUUUAUUAUUUGUUUGUUUGUUUUGAAUAAAGUAUUUGCAUUAGGUUUAGUCUUAUCAAAAGUUCUCCAGCAAACAAAUAUAGAUCUCAAAGAAGCUAUGUCAUUGGCACAAAACACAAAACAAGAACUUGAAGAGAUAAGAUUGAAUGCUGAAAAAGAAUUUGGAGACAUUUUUGAACGAGUAAAAUCACUGGCUGAGAAAGUUGACAUUGUGAUAAACAUGCCAAGAAUAUCAAAAAGACAAACCAACAGGUGUAACAUUCAAACAGACGAUCCAGAAAUAUUUUAUCGAGUAUCAGUAUUUAUUCCAUACAUCGACAAAUUCAUUAAUGAAUUGGAAGAAAGAUUUACAAAUCACCAAAGUACAUUGACAAGCUUCCAUUCCUUAUUUAAAGAAAGUGGUUAUGAAGAAGAUUUUAUAUCUCUUACAAAACAGUACAGUGAAGAUCUGGAAGAUAUUGGAAAUUGUGAUGAGGUAUUCAAAAAUGAGUUCAAACUUUGGCAACGAAAACUUAAAUCUCUAUCAGAAACGGAUAAACCAAAAAAUGCAAUGGACGCUAUUUACAUAUGUAAUGAAGCCAUGUAUCCAAAUAUUUUUAAGUUACUUAAAAUAUUAGCAACUCUACCAGUUUCUUCUGCCACUAAUGAAAGGACAUUCUCAACUCUCAAGAGAAUAAAAACUUACUUACGCAACUCUACUUCUGAGGGAAGACUUAAUGGUCUAGCUAUGCUCUCGAUCAACAAAAAUGAUUCAAUUACUCCUGAUGAAGUGCUGGUUGAACUAUCCAAUAAAAAAAGGAGACUAGCAUUUUUAUUAUAAAUAAUUAAUUAUAUAAUAUAUAUAAUAUUCUGUACUCGUAUAUAUUA
Aphis gossypii (cotton aphid) is the source of this 2054-nucleotide messenger RNA. Its product is annotated as 52 kDa repressor of the inhibitor of the protein kinase-like. Gene Ontology annotation, molecular function: protein dimerization activity. The record is from RefSeq and is a predicted model, not a curated record. Lineage: Eukaryota; Metazoa; Arthropoda; Insecta; Hemiptera; Aphididae. The coding region runs from base 172 to 2007 and encodes 611 amino acids. The transcript is spliced from 2 exons.